Diospyros lotus (date-plum) is the source of this 1605-nucleotide messenger RNA. RefSeq lists its product as uncharacterized. Gene Ontology annotation, molecular function: phosphoenolpyruvate carboxykinase (ATP) activity; ATP binding. The record is from RefSeq and is a predicted model, not a curated record. Lineage: Eukaryota; Viridiplantae; Streptophyta; Magnoliopsida; Ericales; Ebenaceae. Gene Ontology annotation, cellular component: cytosol. The coding region runs from base 1 to 1242 and encodes 413 amino acids. The transcript has 10 exons. Gene Ontology annotation, biological process: gluconeogenesis.
AUGGCGCGAGGGAGAAGAGAAGGGGAGGGAAGGAAGGAGCACUGGAGAGCUGGGCAUUCUGUUGGUGGAGUUAGACCUGGAAUUUCUGAUGGUCUUAACUGGGCCUUAGCUGGAAAAGGCGUAAUUGUGAUGGAUAAAGCUUUUCGGAACUUGACGCCCUCUGAACUGGGACAGAAAGGGGCAACUAUUUCAGAAUCGUCAUCAGGAUUUCCAUUUCAUGUUAGAGGAAGUGUUCUUGGACGGUUGUCAGAAAUUCCCAAAGCACAAUUUAGUAAGCUUUUACAGCAGGUCACUGUUUAUCUAUCGUCUGUUCCCAACAUUUUUGUUCAUGACGGUGCCAUUGGCUCAUUGCCUAAAUGUGAUGUGAAAGUUCAAAUAAUCAGCGAUGGUCCUUCUCCUGUAUUGUCACUUUCCAGUGUUCUUUGGGAAAUCCCUACCCGUGCUGUUUCCCAUGAUUCCUGCCCAGUGACAAUUUAUUGUGCGACAUCUAUAAGUCCAAGUGCUGGGAAUAUUCUUGGUCUUGGCGCUCAAGGAAAUAAUGGUUUUAUAGUUGCUGAUGUUGAACGUUCGUCCCUCAUUUUAUGUGGAAAAGCCUUCUGUGAUGUAAAGGGAACUAAAGAAGCAUUAUGUUCCCUCUCUGGACCUAUCAUAUCUUCACGGGGUGGACUGCCUCUACCUGCUGGACUUCUUGUGUCUGCCAAUUCUGUGGUUCUUUUAUUUGCUCCAGAGGUUACCAUGCAAAGCUGCUUAGAUCUGUUGGUUUCAAGAGAUGGUGUCAUUCUUUCUUCUGAAGGUGUUUCACCUUUAUUCCAAAGUGGAAUCUCUGGGAAGUCAUAUCUCUCAAAGUUACCAGAUGCUAUUAUAUUUGCAUCUUUUGAUUGUUCUGGAACCAUUCCUUCAGCGUCAAGGCUCUCUCCUGGUCAAGCAGCUUUUCACUUCCUGGCAGGCUACCAGAAUGGCACAUUCCUUCCAGCAUACAGCAAGGAUCAUUUACCCAUUAAUCCACUGGAGCUUGCAAAGGCUUUUCUAUCUAAGAUAAAAUACCACCAAAUUUCUUCCUUCCUAAUUAAUGCCAACAAAGGAGAAAAGCAGAUAGCUGGCAAGGAUCUCAUUGAGUUGGUGCUGUCAACCAUAUCCAACAAUGUCCCACCAUUUGAACCAAAAGGUGGAGAUCUUCAAGGGAAGUACAAAACCUUCUUAUGCAGUAAAUUUCCAGAACUUCCUGACGAAUUCUCUUUCUGAUAUCCUUUUGUUCUCAUCGUUGUUCUUAUCGUGGAGCUACAAAUGUCAAUCCCCCUUUUCAGCAAAUCUGUGGCUCUGAAUGGUUGUGGCAUCAUACGCUGCCGAGAGUAUGCUGAAAACCUUAAGUUAUUUCCAUGACCUGCUCCUGGGAAAAAAAGAAAAGUAUAGAAAGAUAGAUGCAUCCUUUCGUAUAGGGUCUCGCCCUCUUCCUCUGGCAAAGCAUCGAUGGCUGUUUAUUACUUGUAUCACCCCAAGCUAAGCAAUCAUCGUUCCUUUUGCCAGAGAAGUGAGGAUGCAUCUUAUCUCCAUGAUUUUCGCUAAUUAUGAGCUUGUAGUCUCCAUGAAUUGGCUUGAAUAUGAUGA